AUGGCUUUUGAGUUGAUAGACGAUAAGUUCAAAAGGAAUACAGAGACGGAAUCUAGAAGCUAUCACAGUAUCUAUCGCUUGAUGAAGCCUCUGCAUGAUUCACCGGGGUGGGAAGAUGAUCCCACUACUUUGAGAGGUGCGCAAAGAGUUUUUACAGCUCAAUUACUGUUAUGCUGUGUAAUUGGAUUUACCCUGUUACUACUAUUCUGCAUGUUCAGAUCAAGAUGGCCCCAUAUGUAUGCCCUUAGAACUUUGAGGGAAUCUAAUAUUAAACCAUUGCCCUUAGGAUGGUUCAGUUGGAUCUGGGCCGUGUAUAAGUUCUCGGAUGAAGAUUUACUUAGAGUUUCCGGACUAGAUGCCUAUGUCUUCGUAGCAUUUUUCCAGAUGUCGAUCAAGAUCUUCCUGAUCAUUUCCAUAUUGGCGAUCGUAGUGUUGCUGCCUGCAAGGUAUUGGGCAAAUAUUCAUGAUGGCGUGGACGGAGUCAAAGGAAGGUCUGCUGCUGGUGGUGGUGGCAGCAAUCCCGAACCAGCGGAAAGUGAAUGGUUCUUUUACUUGUACCCAGUAGCAACUUAUGGCUUUUCCAUUAUAGUGUACCUCUUCUUGUUUGACUAUACUAAAAAGAUCUUGAAAAUUAGGCAGAAAUAUUUGGCGUCUCAGAAUUCAAUCACAGAUAGAACGAUCUUGUUGUCUGGUAUCCCCUCGAAAUUGCUUGUUAAGAAUGAUCCCACUGUGUUGGCUUCGUUUGUGGAAUCAAUGGGAAUUGGGAAAGUUGUAAAUGUCAAAUUCGUGUAUGAUUGGUCUCCUCUCAACAGCCUCUUCGAAAAAAGACUCAAGAUUAUGUCCAAGUUGGAAGAAGUCUAUUCGAAAAUCCAUGGUCUCGAGAUCGAUUUAUAUAAUGAUCAACAAAACCCGGCAGUUUUGCCAGCACAUGUUGACUGUGAGGGAUCAAGUUACAAUACCACAGAAAUUGCAAAUUUAAGAAAUCUUCUUUUGGAGUGUAACGAAGAGAUACGACAAAUACAACAAAAGUUCGAUUUUCUGUCUGGUACUAUGUCAGAUAAAUCUUUCCGUCAAAUUAAUGCAGCAUUUAUCACCAUGGACUCUGUAGCGUCGGCACAGAUGGCUGCUCAAACAGUUUUGGACCCUAGAGUGCACAAGUUAAUAGUUCACUUGGCUCCUGCUCCCAAAGAUGUUAAGUGGGAUUCGUUCAAUUCAACUCAAAGAGAGAAGCUAAUAAGGUCAUAUUUUAUUACUUUUAUCAUCAUUUUGAGUUUCUUGGUUUUGUUCUUCCCAAUUUCAUCUAUUUCUACUUUGUUGAACGUGAAGACAAUCACCAAAAUUUGGCCAGACGUUGGGAAAGCAAUCAGCGAACUGAAAUGGCUUACCACUUUAAUCACUGGUAUAUUGCCUCCAUUUUUGUUUUCUUUGUUCAAUUUUCUGUUGCCUUAUUUUUAUCAAUGGUUAACGUAUUACCAGGGUUAUGUUAGUAACAGUGACAUUGAAUUGUCAACCUUACUGAAAAAUUUCUUUUACAUAUUUUUCAAUUUGUUUCUUGUGUUUACAGUUACAGGAACUGUCCUGAAUUUCUUGGGAAUUAUAGGAGAUACUACUAAGAUUGCGUACCAAUUGGCUACAUCGUUAAAAGAGUUAUCAUUAUUUUACAUUAAUUUGAUUUUGCUUCAAGGUGUGGCAAUGUUCCCUAUUAGAUUACUUCAGAUCUCAGAUUUCCUCAUAUUGAACUUAGUUGGGAGAAUAUUCUUUUUAAGGAAGUUUCUAAUCAAGACCCCACGAGAUUAUAGAUAUUAUUAUUACACUCCACCUAUCUUCGACUUUGGGUUACAAUUGCCUCAGCAUUUACUCAUAUUUAUUAUUGUCUUGAUAUACAGUGUUGUUAGCACCAAGAUUAUUGCUUGCGGCUUGGUCUAUUUUGUUUUGGGACACUUGGUUUACAAAUAUCAAUUAAUUUAUAGCUUUGUCCACCCCCCACAUUCCACAGGGAAGGUAUGGCCCAUGAUAUUUAGAAGGAUGAUCCUAGGGUUAAUAAUAUUCCAGAUAUUUAUGUGUGGUACAUUAGCCUUGAGAGACGCUUACAUAUUGUCGGCAAUAUGCGUACCGUUAAUCUUUGUUUCAUUGAUAUUAACUUGGAACUUUGAAAAUUAUUACUUACCCUUACAUAAGUUCAUUGCGCUAAGGGCAAUUCAGAACCCGUUUGAUAACUAUGAUAAGGAGUUUACAGAAGAUGAUGAUCUGUCAAUUCACAGACCGGCAACUCCUGGUACAACCCCAAGCCCUGUUGUUACAUCAUCUUCUUCUCAAAUUGAAAAUGAAGAAUCUCCUUUAAUUGAUGACUCGAGGAAUGCUUCUAAUUCGAGCCUAACAAGAUCUCUUCGUAGAAGAAAAUCUACAAUCGACGAAGAUCGAGAGCAAUUUACAGACUACACUUACCCAUUCUUGAAUGAUCCAUUGAAUGGUCCCUGGGUUGGAUUUGAAGGUAAUUAUGUUUCAAUGUUGCAGUAUGCACAAGAGGAUAUCGAUGUAGAAGUGGGAGACAUUAGCAUAAUAUCAGCAUUUGAGAAUGAAAGAAUUAUAAAGAAAAGAUUAACAGUACCAGAGUGGGAAUAA
Molecule: messenger RNA, 2622 nt
Organism: Dujonia railenensis
Lineage: Eukaryota; Fungi; Ascomycota; Pichiomycetes; Serinales; Debaryomycetaceae
Source: the annotation of a GenBank genome assembly